AUGACAAUAACCAGGAACAAGUGUGCAGCAUGCUACAGACAAUUCAAAAAGAAAGAACACCUUGUUGAUCACAUGAAGAUCUCAUUUCACUCUGCUCAUGAACCCAUAUGUGGUGUUUGUGGUAAACACUGCCGUUCUUUUGAGUCCCUCAGGGAGCAUCUUAUCGGACCCUUGCCAAAGGUAGAAUGUGCUAGGGUAUUCAGUGCCCGAGGAUGCAACCUUUGUUUAACUAUUCUUAAUGGACCUAAUGCUGUUCGCAGUCAUCGCCAAACAUGCCAGUUCUCCAGGAAAAACCUUGGUUCACCCGACGAUAUCCUCUCCCGAAUGUCCAAUAUGGGUAUAAACAGUGAUGGAAGAACGAGAGCACCUCAAGCAUUUGCACUAGGUUGCAAAAUGGUUGGCGGAGGAAGUGAUGGAUCACUCAAUCUUUGUGCAAGAGUGUGCCUUAUCGAUGAGGAUAAAAGAGUCGUACUUCAGGCUUAUGUUAAGCCACUCAUUCCGGUCACUAACUAUCGGUAUGAAACUACUGGUGUACGGCCUGAAUACUUAAGGGAUUCAAACGCAAUGCAACUGAGGGACGUGCAAAAAAUCAUUCAAGAUUUCUUGUGUAACGGUGAGCCUUUAUGGAAGAUACGUUCAUCAAAAGGUACCGGAAAAGCAAGGAUACUUGUAGGUCAUGGUCUGGGUCAUGACCUUGAGUGUUUAGGAAUGGAAUAUCCCUCAAACCUGAUCAGGGAUACAGCAAAAUACCCACCACUAAUGAAAACCAGUAAGCUUAGCAACACACUUAAGUACCUAACACAAGCGUAUCUUGGGUAUGAUAUUCAAACUGGGAUACAAGACCCUUUUGAGGAUUGCGUAGCAACAAUGAGACUCUACAAGAGAAUGCGUAGUCUAAAUCACAAAGUAGAGGACGUUUCAGCUGGUGCAGAUGCACGCAACAAUAAUUUUGCAAGUUGGAGGCAGAGUGAACUCGAUAGAAUGACACCGGAUCAGCUCUUGGCCAUUUCAAGGUCUGAUUACUACUGUUGGUGUUUGGAUUCCAAGUAAACACUGGAAUAUUAUCCAAGACAUUUCAGCCAACUUGUUACCAGAACUAUACAACGUAUACCAAUCAACUGAAUAUUAAUUAAUAACCUAAUUUGUAUUAGAGCUCUUAGCUUAUUUAAUCUUAUUACAUGAAUAAGAUAUUAGAGUCAA
Papaver somniferum (opium poppy) is the source of this 1200-nucleotide messenger RNA. Its product is annotated as RNA exonuclease 4-like. Lineage: Eukaryota; Viridiplantae; Streptophyta; Magnoliopsida; Ranunculales; Papaveraceae. Gene Ontology annotation, cellular component: nucleus. Bases 1 to 1050 code for a protein of 349 amino acids. The transcript has 6 exons. Gene Ontology annotation, molecular function: nucleic acid binding; 3'-5' exonuclease activity. The record is from RefSeq and is a predicted model, not a curated record. Gene Ontology annotation, biological process: rRNA processing.